This is a messenger RNA of Aspergillus steynii IBT 23096, 2579 nucleotides long. RefSeq names its product MDR family MFS transporter. Gene Ontology annotation, biological process: transmembrane transport. The record is from RefSeq and is a predicted model, not a curated record. Lineage: Eukaryota; Fungi; Ascomycota; Eurotiomycetes; Eurotiales; Aspergillaceae. The transcript is spliced from 5 exons. Bases 253 to 2130 code for a protein of 625 amino acids. Gene Ontology annotation, molecular function: transmembrane transporter activity.
AGCACGGUCACAUAGAGACUUCGUCGCAGCCUUCAACUUACACCAAACUGGCAUCCGUCUGGGCCAUUUCUCGCGCCAUUUGUUGUCGGUCGCCUCCUUCGGGCUGCAGUGUCGGCUCCACCCGCUAGAGCAGAUCUUAUACUAAAUUAUUGCUCGGCGCUAAGUGUUCCCUGGCUCCGAUCCCAGACGUUUUUCACUGCUGGGUGCGCCUUGGGCCGUUUUUUCUUCUUUCAUUAUCUCCCAUCGCAAGUUAUGUCGGUGCAUCAGGAUCCCACCGACGCAACUCGCAUCGCUUCUCAGGAUGCUGGGAAUGCGCACCCGUCUGGGGCGGAUAAAAUAUCGCCACUAGAGACAGAACAUUCUUCUCUUAACAGCUCAGCUCAUUCGGGAGAACACCCUCAGUCGUCAGAGCAUCGGAACUUGGAUGAAUCAAAAGUUCAGGAUGAAUCGGACGACAAAGCCUCUCCAGGGGAACCGCUGGAUCGCGUUCCCUCCCAGGCGCAAAAACUCGGGAAGAAGAAGAUUAUUAUCAUCAUGACUGCCCUUUGUUUGGUUUUGUUCCUUGCGGCUUUGGAUAUGACAAUUGUCUCGACGGCAAUGCCCACUAUGGCUCGCUAUUUCAAAGCCUCGGAGAGUGGAUAUUCGUGGAUGGCCUCGUCAUACAUGCUGGCGAAUGCCGCCUGCGUUCCUCUUUGGGGCAAAAUCAGUGACAUCUGGGGCAGAAAACUAAUCUUGUUGGUUGCGAAUGUCAUAUUCCUCGUAGGAAGUCUUAUCUGCGCCCUCGCCAACAAUCUGCCUAUGAUAUUGGCCGGACGAGCCAUACAAGGUGCCGGAGGAGGUGGAAUCAUUGUCCUGGUCAAUAUCUCUGUGUCUGACUUAUUCAGUGUUAGGGACCGACCUCUAUACUACGGUCUGUUUGGUUCGGUUUGGGCCAUUGCGGGCGCUUUGGGCCCUAUCAUCGGAGGCGCAUUUACCACAAAUGUUAGCUGGCGCUGGUGUUUCUAUCUCAACUUGCCUAUCGGCGGGUUUUCAUUCGUUAUGCUUCUAUUCUUUCUCAAGAUCGAAGCAGGAAAGACUCCCCUUCUGGCAGGACUCCGAUCCAUCGACUGGUCGGGCACCAUCCUCAUUAUCGGAGGAACUCUCAUGUUCCUUUUCGGCCUGGAGUUCGGCGGUGUCAGCUAUCCAUGGGAUUCACCGACAGUAAUAUGCCUGAUUAUCUUCGGCAUAGUAACCUGGGUCAUAGCCAUGGUGAACGAAUGGAAAAUAGCCCGGUAUCCAGUGAUUCCUACCCGCCUGUUCCAGAAUUGGCACAACGUCUUGGUGCUUCUUGUUUGCUUCUGUCACAGCUUCGUCUUCAUCGCGGGAUCAUACUACCUGCCGCUUUAUUUUCAGACCGUCAUCCUUGCAAACCCCAUCAUGAGCGGUGUCUACGUCUUUCCUAUGGUUCUCAGCCUGUCUGUCGUCUCCGCCGUCACAGGAUUUGUAAUCAAAAAGACUGGCCGCUACUAUGAGCUGAUUGUGGCUGGAAUGUGUCUCUUGACGCUCGGAUAUGGUCUACUGAUCGACUUGAAAUACUAUGCCUCCUGGUCUCGCAUCGUCAUUUACCAAUUGAUCGGUGGUAUUGGUACAGGUCCGAUCUUCCAGGCUCCGCUUGUCGCACUGCAAGCCAACAUCCACCGUGCCGACGUCGCCGCCGCAACGGCAACCUUCAGCUUUCUCCGUCAGGCCUCCGCCGCCAUAUCGAUCGUUCUCGGUACCGUGAUCUACCAGAAUGUCCUUGGCCAGCAGAUGCCUGCCAUCACCGCCGCUCUGGGCGCCGAAAAAGCCGCAGCGGUGGCCAAGACCUUCUCCGGCUCUCAGGGAGACCUCAUCAAGAACCUCCCCGAGGACCAGAAAACCAUCGUGUUGAAAGCUCUCACGUUCACCAUGAGUCGCAUGUGGAUCUUCUACACCGCAGUCGCCGGCUUCGGAUUCCUAGUCAGUCUCUUUAUCCGGCCUGUCGAGCUGAGCCAGGCGCAUACCUUCACCAAAACUGGUCUCGAAGAGCAGGAGCUUGCAAGACAGGAGGUUCUAGCUGCUCAGAAAAACAAGAAAAACCAAAAGAAAUCAUCCGGGAAGCAAGAAGUCUGACGGGCACCGUUUGCUCCUAAGACAUCUUCUUCCUUUUUGCCUUACCAUGCCACGGACUAAUUUAUCAAUCACCAACCAAUAUCUUUAAACACCUCAUAUAAUCAUCCCAACGGAGUCGUUGGGCAUUCCUCGGUUUGCAUUUAUCGUACAUAUAUCUGCCUUGUCGCGCACGCUACAAGCAAAAAGCUAUUGGAUAUAUUCAUGUUCCUCUUUCUACCGGUUAGAGUACGUUUCUUGGAGACAUGCAUCAAUUUGGACAUUACCAUCUUGUCUAUGAGAUAUGAGCCUUUUGUUCGUUCUUUUUUUGAUUUUCCAACCUCGUCUAUUUAUUAAUGGAUGGAAAAUCAACUCUUUCGGCAUGAAAUAAAACACUGAUCUACCGCAAUCAUUUGUUGGAUGUCCAAAGGAUGACUUAUCAAGCCAGCCACCAUCGCCAUUAUAUUCCUAAU